CCAGUAGCUGUAGUACUUGGUCAGAAUAGGGAAUAUUUGAAAGAGAAGAUUAUUGGCGUGGUACGUCAUGGAGAGGAAAGAGGAGCGGAGAAGGAAGGCUUACCCUCGCAUAACUCAUAUCAAAAGAACCCUAAAGAUUGCGUGAGAGCCGAACCCGUAUUUUACAAGAAGCUGGAAGCAUCAUCAGAUGACGUGGCACUGCUGCGUGCUUAUGUUGGUGAUAGGCCUACAUGGAAGAAUCCCCAGCAUCCGUGGAGGCAUGACCCAAGGUUUAAGCUCACAGGAGUUCCUACCCUAAUUCGAUGGGAAGGAGAAGCUAUCAAAGGACGCCUUGAUGACCAUGAAGCCAUCUUGAAGACAAAAUUGCUGCCCUUGUUGCAUGAAAAGAAGUUAAUAUCGGAAAACAUGAUCCGCAAGUGGGCUGUUUUAAUCUGUGAAAACAUGGUCAAGAUGUUGAACAUAAAGUGGCCUAGUAAUAACUACAUCCAUCAUGAUGUUGCUAUGAAAAACACAAGUGCAUUAACCUACUCAAGCCUCCGUAUUUCCCAGCUCGUGGAUUAUGCUAGUACUGUGCCAAUUGCAGAAUUUGGCUACAGUAUGACUGCACUUGCAACUCAUUACUUGAGUGGGUGCUUGGUAUCUCAGACAUUUGAGCUUUGCAUUUGA
Thlaspi arvense is the source of this 666-nucleotide messenger RNA. The record is from the annotation of a GenBank genome assembly. Lineage: Eukaryota; Viridiplantae; Streptophyta; Magnoliopsida; Brassicales; Brassicaceae.